CUGCACUCAUGUGGCGCUUUGGAAUACUUCUCUGUCUGCUAAUUGCUACUUCUUCAGAAGGCAAGGACAAAAAGGAAGUAUGUAGUCUACUGAUGAUGUGCGACAAAAUCGAUGAAGUCAAGUCGGAAGUGGCUUCUGUGCGUGAGGAACAAGAACACCAGAAACUGAUCUCGGAAAACCAGACACUCAUAUUGAAAAACCAAUCGGACAUUUUAAAACAACAAACGCAGAUCUUGGAGCUCCAGGCCCACAUACUGGAGAAAUUAACACAGCCUGAACUCCUAUCGUACCCCUUGAGCUGUGCCGAGGUCUCCAAGAAUACUAAACUCAAAAUCCGUGUUCCCGAGUACAGUGAAAAUCCCUUUGAGGUGGCCUGCGAUCAGCGGAGUCACGGCGGCGGCUGGACCAUAAUCCUACGAAGAAAUGAUGGAAGCCAGGACUUUUAUCUUGAAUGGGAGGUCUACAAACACGGAUUUGGACAGCUGGGCAACGAGUUUUUCCUGGGACUGGAUAAAAUUCACGCUAUUACCACAGCUGAGCCCCAGGAGUUGCUGGUUCUAUUGGAGGAUUAUGAAGGAACCAAACGAUACGAGAUGUACGAUGACUUCAAGGUGGGCCCCGAGAGUAACAACUACACCCUCGAAUCGGUGGGUUUUGCCUCUGGAGACGCCGGUGAUUCGCUCACCGAUCAGAUGGGAAUGAUGUUCAGUACCAAGGAUCGCAAUAACGAUGUUAGAACAGAUGGCGUUGAAUGUGCGAUAAAGUUUACUGGUGCCUGGUGGUACGAGAAAUGCCAUAAGAGCAACUUGUGUGGCAAAUACGGCGAUGAUGGCUAUGGAAGAGGAAUAAAUUGGUAUACUUUCAUGGGUCAUAAUUACUCACUGAAGAGAGCCGUGAUGAUGAUAAGACCAAAGACUUCGGCUCUUAACUGAACUUAAUCGAACUAACCACAAAUUGGGGUCAGACAUGAAUCAGUAAGGCUUAUAACUAUGAAGGAAUCAAUAUUGCAGGUCAACAAAUAAUAAAAUAAUUAUAUAAGUAAAUGUAAUGAUUGUGAAUAAAAAAUAAAGCACUGGUUACCACUGGUUAUUGUCAGAA
This is a messenger RNA of Drosophila kikkawai, 1098 nucleotides long. Its product is annotated as ryncolin-4-like. NCBI's taxonomy places the organism in Eukaryota, Metazoa, Arthropoda, Insecta, Diptera, Drosophilidae. The record is from RefSeq and is a predicted model, not a curated record.